UGUGCUUGGAGGCUUCGAAAAUUAUCUAAACUUGAGGACAUAUUUAGUUAUCUGAACUGUCCUACUUUUCAGACAACACAACUGAAUUACUUAAUGCAAGAUUCUCCUCAAGUCAAGACCCUAAGCAGAAUCGGCUUCGAGCAAGCAUCGUGUUGAUAAAGAAAUCAGAGUGAAAAUCUACGCAUUUKCCACCAGCAUUUCCUUGAUGGCUUUUCGUUUGAUAYCCAUUCUGUUGGGCUUCCUACUAUUUCAAUUCGUAAAAAGCGAGACAAACUCACUUUGUCCUGAKUCUCAAAAAGCAUCAUUUUAUUGGCUUCCAUAUGGAGAAGAACUGGCAUACUCGAACAACACGAUGAGUGGCGACUUAUAUGUUUUYCURUCUGCCGCUUUGGAAGUUUGUUGCCCUUCCCUGGAACUUAAAUACUUCCAGAUGAAAGUUAAUUCUUCGAAAGAAAUUGAACUUUCAAUUCGCGAAGACAGAAGUCAAUCCCUCKCGUUGUACUUUCCAGUUUUUGCGAAUAAAUAYCAAAAGGAGAAAUUCCAGAGACCAUUCAUAGGYCURUAUGACUCUCCUGGACCUAUCGUAUUUGCAGUAGAUCAGCCUUCCCAAAAAGGAGCUGUUUUGACCGCGUUAACAAAAUCGUGGCAGAUUCCCGCCCUGUGUGUUCUACUGGCAUCAAUAUCAGGCGUAAUUCUGUGGUUUUUGGAUCAUAAGCAUAACAAAAGAGAGCUUCCACAGGAAUUCCACAAAGGAUCUUGUGUUGGAUUAUGGUGGGCAUUUGUUACUAUGACAACAGUAGGAUAUGGUGAUAUUGCCCCAAAGUCUUUCCGAGGUCGGUUAUUUGCCGUCAUAUGGAUGAUAAUAGGAUGCAUAGCAUUGACUUUAUUCAAUGCUCAACUCACGGCCAUGAUAACUAGUAAUGAAAUCCCAACAGAAAUCAACCUUAUUGGACAAAAAAUUGUCAUACCAAGAGGAGGAAAACCCUUCUUAGAAGAAGAACUAAAUCUUGGAGCACAAUUUCAAGAGGAAGAUUUUGUAGACAUUGUUAACAAGAUUUCUGAGAAAUCUGAGGAUUUAUUGAUGAUGUACAAUUACGAAUACAUCAAGAUGGCUCAGAAAUUCAGUGAAGCGACAUCACCGAAACCGUCAACUGUCAAGAUUCUGAAAACAAUAGAUCAUCGGUUCACUAUUGGUAUCACAGCAUCUGGGAAUAUUAGUAACACAGAGGGUUUUCUGAGAUGUGUCGAAAGACAAGUCGUGGAUAGCAUUGUCAUCAAAAAGCAAGAAGUGUUCCAAGCUCUUCAAUCCGUGAUAAACGACGCGCAACCAACUGUCAAAAGCGACACAAGCAACGACCUACCUUACAAUCUUGAAACCAUGGCCACACUUCUCGCUCUCUCUGUCCUUAUUUUACUAAUUGCGUUAGGUCUUCUUAUGGAGUUCUGUGGACGAAAGAAGAAAGAUAACACUACUGGUUCAACAGCAAACUAUAGUGAUCAUCUCCAGAAUCAAAACCAAAACAACAUCCAUUUAACAGCAGCUCCUGCUGAUGUCAACCCAGAACAAGGUUGGUACCGUUACAAAGACUGGCCAACAAAAGAAGUCUAAAAGAAAUCACCAUAUCUUCCAUCUAUAACUAUCAGUAUAGGAAUUCACACCUCAAACUUCUAGCUGGAAUGCUGGCAAGAGAAAACUAUAAAAAGAAGAUAAUUUCUAAAUAUGAUAGAAUUGCAAAAUUCAAGCGCAUGUGUUAUGGGUGCAUAGUCAUUAUCCAGACUCGUACCCAGUCGCUUCUCCGGCUUUUUUCAGAGACGCGCAAUGCAUCAAGGGAAGGGCGAAGGGAAAGCGCCCGCCUUCCCAUCAACCUCUUCGAGCGUAAGUAACGACUGGGUACGAGUCUGGUCAUUAUCCACUGGGCAUGUUUAUCUAAGUCGAAGUCACAGUGCAACGUCGGGAGCUGAAACAACGUAUGGACUACCCGCACAAGCCUUCGAAACGCUCCAAGUUUCAAAAAAAAAAAAAAAAAAGAAAWGKUUUUUUCMUUUCAAUUUAUAAAAGACUGCAUGACUGUCAUUUACCUUGCUUUGAGCAGUAUAACAUAAGGCGACGUCAAAAUACCACCAAAAAAGAGAUGGCUGCAGCUAAGGAACAUAACUCAGGGCAUAUCAGGGAUAUAUCAAGGACAGUCUUCAAGGAGGAGUGCAAGUCAACCCAGGAUGGGUUCCGCACCGAAAAGGUCCCGAUUCCCAAAGCUUAACGGACGCACAAAAUAUAAGAGAAAGCUUAUUAAAUGUUGUAACGUCACAGGGGGUGUGCCCACCCCCUGAACCCACUAGAUUCGCCACAGCAAACGUUAUCUGACAUGUAUUUGUUAGAGWUCACGCCGUAAAUCCGUGUACUGUAAAAGUUGCUGUGAUUCAAGGAAGGAAUGGUUCUUAAUUUUUCCUUGGUCCGGUUGAAACACGUACAAAUGUAGUGGUUGUUACCCGGCCACUCGUGUUUUUGUGUGUGUUGAUCAGUUAGUAGAUACUGACGAAAAGGCUAAUCUCACGAUAUGAAACGUACGUUUUAGUACUGCAGCGGAUGUAUGGCGUGCACUCCGAUACGAAAAAUAUCUGUAAGUUCUAUUGGCUGGGUAGGGAGGGGGGAWAUACCCCUCUCCUUCUCUCGUUCAUCUCGGCAAUGAACGCGCAAUGAACCUACUACCUUCCCGAAGACGUGCUGGUCAGGCUUGUCUAGAUAUUUUCACCUAACAUUACAUAAAAAUAUCUUCAUUGUUUCAGUAAGUUUCCCACGAUUAAAUCUAUUAACUACU
This is a messenger RNA of Exaiptasia diaphana, 2816 nucleotides long. RefSeq lists its product as uncharacterized. Gene Ontology annotation, cellular component: voltage-gated potassium channel complex; membrane. Gene Ontology annotation, molecular function: delayed rectifier potassium channel activity; ligand-gated monoatomic ion channel activity. NCBI's taxonomy places the organism in Eukaryota, Metazoa, Cnidaria, Anthozoa, Actiniaria, Aiptasiidae. Bases 206 to 1609 code for a protein of 467 amino acids. The transcript is spliced from 8 exons. The record is from RefSeq and is a predicted model, not a curated record. Gene Ontology annotation, biological process: potassium ion transmembrane transport.